UUUACGUACCUCGGUACCUAUUUCUGAUCUGUUGGUUUCUUUUUUGGAGGAUAAUGGAGAAUAAAAGAAGAACACCGAAUUUCUCAAAGUACGAGAUAGAUGUACUUCUUGAACUGGUGGGUGCAAAUGCAUCCGUUCUUGAAAAUAAGAAAACCGACGGCUGCAGCUUAAAAGAAAAACAGGCAAUGUGGUCCCAUGUGGAGGCGCAAUUUAACUCUACUCCUGGUGUGACAAAAAGAUCCUGUGACAGGCUGAAAACCUGUUAUGAAAAUAUGAAAAGAAGACUUCGAAAAGACCUUGCAGAAGAAAAGGUGGAAGUGUAUAAAACAGGUGGGGGAAGCCUACCCAAAAAACCACGAUCCAUGAUCGGGCUAAACUAUUAGAAAUUGUUGGUUCCUCAAUGAAACCUUUAACAAAUGCAUAUGAUUCCGAUGCACAGUUCAGCAUGAUUGUGGAUGUUGUCAACAUGGAGAGCAGUGAAGUGCAGUGCAGUGAGAAUAUGCCACCUGCUUCAGUUGUCGAGUUAGCAGAGUGCACACAACCUAGCACUUCCCACUCACCUGUCGUAUUAUUAAGUAAAGAGACACCUAAUAAUGUUCUGGCGGAUGUCACCCAGGUGCAAUCUGUUUCACAGUCUCCUGAUCAACCGAAUAAAAACAUCUGCACGCCAAAAAAUACAUGGAAUCGUCGCAGGAUGCCUGCAAAACCAAGGCCAUCAGGUUCGGGAACAGUGAUUGACAAUGUGUGCAAGAAGAGAGUGGAACUACUGGAGGUCCAAUUACUCAUGAUGAAGGCAGAGCACCAAAAGGAGCUGAGGAUUAAAAAUUUAAAGAUUCUGGCCCUGAAAGAAAAACUGAAGUACUGGAAGAAGAAAAAUGCCAGGGACACAUGACUUUUUUUUCCUGUGACAGUGAAUUUUUUGUGCUAUGUUGUAUUUUGUCUAAUGCAUUAAAGUUGUCUCUCAGUUCAAA
Molecule: messenger RNA, 971 nt
Organism: Schistocerca serialis cubense
Lineage: Eukaryota; Metazoa; Arthropoda; Insecta; Orthoptera; Acrididae
Product: myb/SANT-like DNA-binding domain-containing protein 3
Exons: 2
Coding region: 401-892 (163 amino acids)
Source: RefSeq, a predicted model, not a curated record